AUGCAUGUUUCUCUCGUGUGUCGAGUGAGGCGGUCCUCCCAUCACCUGGACCCUUUAGACCGCCCCCUGGACCCUUUAGACCGCCCCCUGGACCCUUUAGACCGCCCCCUGGACCCUUUAGACCGCCCCCUGGACCCGUUAGACCGCCCCCUGGACCCUUUAGCCUGCCCCCUGGAUCCUUUAGACCGCCCCCUGGACCCGUUAGACCGCCCCCUGGACCCAUCAGACCGCCCCCUGGACCCUUUAGACCGCCCCCUGGACCCUUUAGACCGCCCCCUGGACCCUUUAGACCUCCCCCUGGACCCGUUAGACCGCCCCCUGGACCCUUUAGAUCGCCCCCUGGACCCUUUAGACCGCCCCCUGGACCCUUUAGACCGCCCCCUAGGCCUGUUAGACCGCCCCCCUGCCCCCGUCCCCAUCCGCCCCACACCCGUCCCCAUCCGCCCCACACCCGUCCCCAUCCGCCCCACACCCGUCCCCAUCCGCCCCACACCCGUCCCCAUCCGCCCCACACCCGUCCCCAUCAGCCCCACACCCGCCCCACACCCGUCCCACACCCGCCCCACACCCGUCCCCACCCGCCCCACACCCGUCCCCAUCCGCCCCACACCCGUCCCCAUCAGCCCCCCACACCCGUCCCCAUCCGCCCCACACCCGUCCCCAUCCGCCCCACACCCGUCCCCCAAUUAG
Molecule: messenger RNA, 690 nt
Organism: Anguilla anguilla (European eel)
Lineage: Eukaryota; Metazoa; Chordata; Actinopteri; Anguilliformes; Anguillidae
Product: vegetative cell wall protein gp1-like
Exons: 2
Coding region: 1-690 (229 amino acids)
Source: RefSeq, a predicted model, not a curated record